Messenger RNA from Peniophora sp. CBMAI 1063, 2844 nucleotides. NCBI's taxonomy places the organism in Eukaryota, Fungi, Basidiomycota, Agaricomycetes, Russulales, Peniophoraceae. The record is from the annotation of a GenBank genome assembly.
AUGGGCCGGAAACGCGCAUUUCUUGAUGAUGGCGAUGACUCUGACUCUGUGUCUGGAUCUGAGGAGGAGUUAGAUGCCCGUCCAGUCGACGAGGAUCCGGAUGAGCGGGAUGAACGACAACUAUUUGAGAAUCCAUACGGACGGAAACGACAGCGCAGAGGGAAGGAUGAUGCUAUCUAUGGCGUAUUUGGAGAUGAUAGCGAGGAGGAAGGGUUUGGGAAGAAGAAGGAGCGGCGACCACCUGCCAAACGCAGUGACUGGGCGAAAGCCCCAACGUUUGUGUCAAAACAGGCGGAGCCGGAUGGCAAAGAAGCGGGAGAAGAGGAUGAGGAAAUGGCGGACGCGGCUGAUUCGAGCGACGACGCGUCGCGGCCAGCUUCGCCGCGAGUGCGAGAAGCGUCAGAGGACGCGGAAGAGGAGGACGAACGGCCACGGUUUGGAGGUCUAGGGCUUGGAGCCUCGAGGAAGAACCCGCCGACUUCAUUCUCUGGUUUCACGCGCUCUGGAAUAGGCGCAUCCCGACCGGCUGCUGUGUCUGCUACAGCUUCUGCCGUCGCUUCUGCAGCACCGUCUCCGCCUUCUUCGGCUUCACCCGCGCCGCCUGCUAUUGACGAUGAGAUGCCCGAAAGUCUUCCAUCUGCAUUCGGCGCUGCUUCCCGUGCUCAACGGUCUUUCGUUCGCUCAGAAGCCGAAUCUUCCACGCCACGCGGUCCCGCGGUACUUGCUGCUCAUGAACGGGUUCAUUUCAGCAAACUCAAGGGGAGCUUUGGUUCUCGCAUGCUCGAGAAGAUGGGCUGGCAAGCAGGCAUGGGUCUGGGUAGUACCGGCGAGGGCAUCGUGACGCCCAUAGAAUCCAAACUGCGUCCGAAGGGAGCGGGUAUCGCCUUUCAGGGUUUCAAGGAGAAGACCGAACAAUCGAAGGCGGAGGCCAGACGCAAAGGCAUCGUCGAUAGUGAUGAUGAGAAGGAGGAAGGGAAAAAGAAGGCCGGUAGAGGGAAGGGUCAGCCGAAACGCGCCGACGCCUGGCAGAAGCCCAAGAAGGUCCGAACGCGGGUUGAGCACAAGACGUACGAGCAGAUUGUCGCGGAUGCAGGUCAAGAUGCAGCAGUCCCUUCAGGUGUCGGGAUCAUUAUUGACGCGACUGGUGCCACCCCUCGCGAAGUCGCCUCAUUGGCGGACGUAUCUAAUGCUAGCUGGACGCCCACAAGCGACUCAACGCGGAUACCGGAGGUUCGUCAUAAUCUUCGUCUCAUCACUGAGGCUGCAACCGCCGAUCUGCAAGGCCUCGCUCGCGAAGGUGCCGAAAUUCAGAAACGGCGCAAGACGAUACAAUCCGAGGAUAUGCGCCUGCGCAAGAGGGUCUCCGAUGAAGCGGAUCUCAUCGCGCGCAUGCAGAAGGUCCAUCUCGUUUGUGAUGACAUUCAGUCCACAUCAAAGAGUCUGGCUUCCUCGUAUGAGGCCACCUUAGACCCACUAUCGCCAUACAUCAGCCAGCUGGUCACGACGUAUCCUCACGAGUACGAUCGAUAUCGUCUGGAUGAGGUAGUCGUCGCUGCCAUCGCACCAAUCGUACGACGAAGUCUGCAAAGUUGGCAGCCGCUCGAAGAGCCAACCCUGUUGCUCGAUACCUUCCGGCUGUGGCGGCGGGCGCUCAAGAUAACAGAAGCGCAGGCGCCACCACGGCCCGAGACACAGGUCAGCAUGUAUGGCGCGACUGUCGUCUCUAUUGCAGCACCGGCGGUCGAAGUACCGAUGACCCCGUUCGAGAGCCUAUUAUGGAAUCUGUGGCUUCCACGAGUGCGCUCUGCCAUCAAUAACGACUGGGACGCACGAAAACCACACGCCGCCGUGCGUCUCUACGAAUCGUGGUCGACUUUCCUCCCCCCUUUCAUCCGCGACAACUUCCUCGACCAACUCAUCCUCCCGAAGGUGGCGAAGGCUGUCGCAGAAUGGAGCGCACGACGGGAUACCGUAUCUCUCAGGGCAGUUGUUUUCCCAUGGCUCCCUCAUGUCGGUUUGCGUAUGGAGGACUACCUCGGCGACGCCCGGCGCAAGCUCAAGUCUGUAUUGCGCGGCUGGCAAGCCACCGACUCCCUUCCGGCCGAUCUCUCGGCUUGGCACGAAGUCUUCAACACUAGCGACUGGGACGCUAUGGUACUCAAAUACGUCGUACCCAAGCUCGGAGCCCACAUGCGAGAAGACUUCCGCGUCAAUCCCCGCGAGCAAGACAUGGGCCCGCUCGAGCGCACUCUUGCGUGGGCGCCGCUCUUACGCGGUAGCAUCGUCGGCUCCUUACUCGAAGCGGAGUUCUUCCCGAAGUGGCUCGACACGCUAUACAUCUGGCUUGUCCAACCACGCGCCAGCUUCGAGGAAGUCGCCCAGUGGCUCGCGUUCUGGCGCGGUGUAUUCCCCGAGGACGUACAGAGCCUUUCAGCGGUACAAGCCGGGUUUACGCGAGGGUUGGAUAUGGUCAACAAGGCGAUUGAUCUGGGUCCCCGCGCGCCGACACAGCUUCCACGGCCUCAACAUCGUCGUGAAGGAAGCCCGGCGCCUACACCAGCGCCCGCGGCCGCAUCACGCCGUGUGCCGGCGCGCACACAUGAGAUCACCUUCCGUUCCAUCGUCGAGGAGUUCGCCGCCGAGCACAACCUCAUGCUCGUUCCGACGCAGCGCGUGCACGAGAAGUCGCGUAUGCCGUUAUUCCGCGUCUCGCCCACCGCCGACGGGAAGGGCGGGGUGCCGGUUUACAUUCUCGACGAUGCCGUUUAUGCGCCUGAUGCCGAAGGCGACUAUCGCGCUAUCAGUUUGGAGAAUAUGGUCCUUCGUGCGACGAAGGCGGGAUAG